AUGCUAUCCCGUGUGUUUUCAGAGCACGUCAGAGAGCAGGUAGAACACUUUCGUUUCCACCCGUCACAGCCUCCCCUCCUGGCAUCUUUCCACGAUGUCGUGGUCAUUUGUGUCGUUUAUUUCCUGUCGGUGAGAGCUUUGAAGUUCUUCAUGCGAUCGAGGAAGCCGUUCGACCUGCGGUAUGUUGUUGCCUUUCACAGCGGGCUGUUAACAGUGGCAAGCUUUGUGCUCUUUGCUUCUUUCAUGAUGAUUUUGUUCGAAAAGUUUCAGAGCUUCUCGCCCUGGGAGACGAUAUGCUCAUCCGACUUUCAUCACGACGGCAACCUGCAAUUUCUGUAUUAUAUCAACUAUCUGGUGAAAUGGUACGAACUGCUCGACACGGUCAUCCUGGUGUUGAGAAAGAAAGAGGUGAUAUUUCUCCAUGAGUAUCAUCACGCAGCGACGCUCUUCUUGUGCUGGAUACAGCUCGAUCAGCAUUCUACCGUGCAGUGGGUUCCCAUCACCAUAAACCUCCUCGUCCAUGUCUUCAUGUACUACUACUACACGCUGGCGGCGCUGAAAAUCCCAGUCUGGUGGAAGAUUUAUCUCACUCAGCUCCAGAUCGUUCAGUUUGUGAUAGACAUCGCAGCUUGUAAGCACCUCCGCAUGAUUCUUCUUUGCUCUCGUCCCAGGCCCAUGUGCAACGGCACGCUUAAGGGAGCGCUCGUGGGGGUCGGGGUGAUCUUCAGCUAUCUCGUGCUCUUUGUCAUUUUCUACCUUCAGACUGUGAGUAUCUAUGCGGGGUGGGUGGAAAGGGAGAGGGAGAGGGAGAGGGGGGGGGGGGGGAUGGGAGGUGGUGGAGGAGGCUGA
Molecule: messenger RNA, 849 nt
Organism: Guillardia theta CCMP2712
Lineage: Eukaryota; Cryptophyceae; Pyrenomonadales; Geminigeraceae
Exons: 2
Coding region: 1-849 (282 amino acids)
Biological process (GO): very long-chain fatty acid biosynthetic process; fatty acid elongation, monounsaturated fatty acid; sphingolipid biosynthetic process
Cellular component (GO): endoplasmic reticulum membrane
Molecular function (GO): fatty acid elongase activity
Source: RefSeq, a predicted model, not a curated record